Anthostomella pinea is the source of this 1095-nucleotide messenger RNA. Lineage: Eukaryota; Fungi; Ascomycota; Sordariomycetes; Xylariales; Xylariaceae. The record is from the annotation of a GenBank genome assembly.
AUGUCGGGCGCAAAACACUGGGAGCAGGACAAGGAAGCCACCGUGUAUGUGGGCAACAUCGACGAGCGCGCCACCGAUGCGCUGAUCUGGGAGUUGAUGGUCCAAGCAGGGCCCGUCGUGAACGUCCACUUGCCCAAGGAUCGAGUCUCCCAGUCGCACCAAGGGUUCGGUUUCGUCGAGUUUAAUGGCGAGGUCGAUGCCGACUACGCCGCGAAGAUCAUGAAUGGCAUACGGUUAUACGGCAAAGCCUUGCGAGUCAACAAGGCCUCCGCCGACAAGCAGAAGCCCCUGGAGAUUGGCGCGGAGCUAUUUAUCGGAAACUUGGACCCCAUGGUGGACGAGAAGAUCCUAUACGACACAUUCAGCCGCUUCGGAACCCUCAUAGCCCCUCCCAAGGUUGCGCGCGACGACAAUGGGCUCAGCAAGGGAUAUGGUUUCGUCAGCUACAGCAGCUUUGAAGCCAGCGAUGAUGCCAUCAACAACAUGAACGGCCAGUUUCUCAUGAACAAGGAUGUCAGCGUGCAGUACGCAUACAAGAAGGACGGCAAGGGCGAACGGCAUGGAGACGAGGCCGAACGAAUGCUCGCCGCUCAGGCUAAGAAGCACAAUGUCGCAGUCGAGACGCAACCGAUGCCGCCGGCACUGCUGCAAACCCCAACCCAAGCCGCACCGCCUCCGGCUGCUGUUGUACCACCUGCGAUGGCCACUGGCGGGUUCGAUCCAUCUAUGGCUGCUGGAGUUCCUCCACCGAGGCCAGUCGGCUUCGCUCCAUCACCUGGUGGCUUCGCUCCAUCACCUGGCGGCUUUACUCCAUCACCUGGCGGCCACCACCGUGGCCCUCCUCCUCCUCAGUUUGCUAUGAAUGGAGGUCCGCCGCGUUCAGGCAUGGGCCCGGGCAUGGGUCAACCACACGCGUUACCUCCGGCACCAUCAGGCUUACCAGCGCGACCACCUCCCGUCCAGAGCGGCUAUGGAAGUCCCGCUGACUUCCACCCAGGUGGUUUCCGAGGCCCAAUGCCACCUCCUGGCUUUGGUCCCCCGGGUAAUGGUGCUCCUCCGCCGCCGCCUGGAUUUGCCUCAGGCUAUGGUCGUUGA